AUGGCGUACGUCGACCAUGCGUUCUCGAUUACGGACGAAGACAUCAUGAUUGAGACCUCAUACACCGUCAAUAAUCGACCGCCGGUGAAGGAGAUCGCACUCGCGGUGGCUCUUCUCGUGUUCGGAGCUCUAGGAAUCGUCUCCGGCUUCUUCAUGGCGUACAACCAAGUCGGCGGUGAUCGAGGCCACGGGAUCUUCUUCAUCGUCCUCGGGUGUCUUCUGUUCAUCCCAGGGUUCUACUAUACGCGGAUCGCGUAUUACGCUUACAAAGGAUACCAAGGCUUCUCCUUUUCAAACAUACCGCCUGUUUAG
Molecule: messenger RNA, 312 nt
Organism: Microthlaspi erraticum
Lineage: Eukaryota; Viridiplantae; Streptophyta; Magnoliopsida; Brassicales; Brassicaceae
Source: the annotation of a GenBank genome assembly